AUGAUCAUCCCCCCACUACGGCUGGAAGAAAUAAUGGACGUAUCAACCGACUCGGGCACGAGUCCUUCUAUCGAAGAGGAUAUGACUCAAUGUACCCAUGGACAUAGUCUCGUUCAAGUCGGAAAGGAUCUUCUCAUCGAAGUCGACGACCAAUACCUGAAAGAAAUCGAGCGACAUCCGUUCAUCGGCGCCAGAGAGCGCCAGGUUGUGGAAGUUGGAGAACAGUCAUUCACAGGAAUGGAGCGACGCAUCAUGGCCGAACAGAAGCGUCUUACUACACUACCGGUUUUGCAACUCAUGCAGCAGGGCGAUCUCCCCGACCCCAUCACCUGGGACCAAGCGAAGAAUGAUCCCCGCCUUCUCGAACAACUCGCCGUUCAGCAACGCAAGCUGGUCAAUAUCAUCGGAACCUGGAUCAGUCGCAUCCAUUCGCUCGACCGAAAAUUCGAUGUAGAGCGAAGGGAGCAAAUCAUCCGGGGUCUAUCGACCUCCAGACCGCAAGUUCACUCUCUACUGAACGGCGUCUGGCAACAAAGGUCUGGUCUUGUUGAGGCAAGUAAGUCCAUGCUGGGGAAGGCCAAUACAUUGAUACCAUCUUCUAUUGUGGACCAAUUCCUGAAAGAGCACCCUCAUCCUGCGAUAAGGCUUCGAUGGGAUGAAAUGCUGUUUGCUAGACGAGAUACACAUGGCUCGUUCUAUCCGACGGAUCCUGUCGUGCUCUCGGAAUUCCGUUCUUUGGCUGAGAAGAGGCGGCGGAAUAAGAGUCUGACGGAAGAGACGCAACCUUUCAGUCUCUUCAUAUCGCCGGCCCCUGGACCAGACCAAGGCAUCGCAUACUUUGGAACGUACACCUUCGUCGACUUCGGGCAGAUAAUGCCUCUUUCGGCGUGGUUGUCCCUAGAGGAACAGAUAAAACAAACCGUGGCGCGUACAUUUGCUACGCUGAACGGCUCCUCGAGUCAACAACAGUGGCGCGAUGCGCUCGACGCGGGUGUGCUCUCCCUUCCACUCGCAUUCCUCAGGUGCUGUGGCCACGACCCAUGUCUCCUCAUGGCGCUGCAGUGGAUGUCCGAUUUGAACAAGGGCUCGGACGCCGCCUGAGCUGCAAGAUAGUUGCCGUAAUAUAUACUGUCU
Punctularia strigosozonata HHB-11173 SS5 is the source of this 1134-nucleotide messenger RNA. RefSeq lists its product as uncharacterized. The transcript has 3 exons. NCBI's taxonomy places the organism in Eukaryota, Fungi, Basidiomycota, Agaricomycetes, Corticiales, Punctulariaceae. The coding region runs from base 1 to 1101 and encodes 366 amino acids. The record is from RefSeq and is a predicted model, not a curated record.